Messenger RNA from Branchiostoma belcheri (Belcher's lancelet), 657 nucleotides. RefSeq lists its product as uncharacterized. The transcript has 3 exons. Bases 1 to 657 code for a protein of 218 amino acids. Lineage: Eukaryota; Metazoa; Chordata; Leptocardii; Amphioxiformes; Branchiostomatidae. The record is from RefSeq and is a predicted model, not a curated record.
AUGGAGGCCGCGGGGUGCGCCGAGCCGUGCAAGCGGAUCGACCGGGACCUGCGCUUCUCGAUCUGCAUGAUCGUGGUGGGGAUGUCCCUGCUGACCGCCGGGUCGCUCAUGGUCAUCCUCGGCCACGUCCUCAGCGCGCAGCUGGACAGCGAGAACGCCAACUCGCUCGCCAUCGCCGGGCCCGUUUCGCUGACCAUCAGCGGCGGAUUCGUGCUGCCGGGGCUGUGCCUGUACUUCGUGCGGAAGAGGAAGUCCGCGCGGAGGCUGAGGCGGAUCCCGAGGAGCGGGACGGAGCUGGUGGACCUGGUGUUCUCGUCCUACCCGUCCCUGUCAGACAUCAGCCCGUCACGCAACUACGCGCCGCCGCCGUCUUACCAGGAGGUCAUGCAGAUGGGCCUGAGCGUCUAUCCACUCUCAAACAACAGGGUGCCUAGCAUCUCCGUACUGGACUGCACCGCCCUGGACAUCCGAUCGGACCUACCGGACAGCCAUGCUGCAGGGCACAGGUCGCCGCAUGAAGGCGCUGCGGACAGCCAUGCUGCAGGGCACAGAUCGCCGCACGAGGGCGCUGCUGACGGCCAUGCUGCAGGAUUCCAGGAAACGUCCCUAACGGAACAAGAACCGCCGCCGAAAUACGAGGACGUGAUCCUGACGUAG